CUCCUGUCAGGAAGACUGGUUUCACCCUAUCCAAACAUGAUCUCUGGGUCUUUUUACGCGUUGUUAGCGGGCUGUUUAGCCGCUGCUAGCUCUCUGUGUGCUAAGCUAACAGUGGGAGCAGACUACCUGAAGGAGAUGUGUGAAGUUGGCCUCAAACAAGACGCAGACUACUGUGACUGGCUCCACAUCCCCCUGCGGCUGGCGUGCGGAGGUCUGCUGUUGACCUGCAAUACUGUCAUGUGGACCUUCUUCUCCAAAGCUCUCCGGCACUGCUCCUCUUCAGCCACGGCCACCGUGACUACCACUGCAUCCAACUUCGUCUGCUCUGCUGUACUUGGGAGGGUGAUUUUUGGAGAGACCCAUGCAGUUCUAUGGUGGGUGGGUAUCUCUGUCACUCUGUGUGGGCUGCUGGUGCUUCAUGGAUCCACAUCUCAGACCCUGCCACAGGACAAAAAGGACAAGUAAUGCAGCUUUGGAUCAUCAUAAGCGUGCAGACACUGCUCUUCCUCUGGGCUUCUUCUCAGGCACUGAAAAGGAAGAAAGGUUGUUGAUAAAAGGAGGUGAAUCAGUGUAAGUGCAAUUGAAACAGUGGACUGUGUUGCACAAACCUCUACCUGUUGAACAAUUUCCUCCUGAAUCCUUUGAGUAAUGAUGAGCUUUAUUAAUAUAGUACAGUCGGUGUUGCGCAAUAGGUUGGUGAAAUAAAACGAGUCUUUGAGUCAGUUAACUAGACUAGAAGACUUCAUUUUUCUCUUUGAACUAUUUUACGGGAAUUAGGAAACAUCAACUACAGGUCUUUAUUCUAGAUAUUCAUGAAACCUUUCUCCUUCUUUCAUACCAAACACAUCAUGAACUUGACUUUAUUUAUUUUAUACUGCCCAAACACAAUAACCCAACAUAGUUUAUUGUCUGGCAAGUGAAACAGCACCUACUUUGCCAAAAUCAAGCAGAUGGAUAGGAAAACGUUGCAAUGUGAAGAUUUAACAUUUGGUGCCAUCUGGUGGCAGUAAUAUGACACUGUGGUAAAUAAUAGAAGGUUCUGUAUAUUAGUGUCUAACUUAAGUAUUUAAUGACAAAGCCAAGCUUUGUGUCAGUCAACUAGGGCUGGGUAUCGUUUAAAAAAUGACGAUACCAGUACCAAGUACCCUUAAAGUGAUACCGAUACCAACUGAGUACUUCAUUUUCAUAUCUAUCCACAUUUAGUGCUCUUGCUUUUAUCUGAUGUAACAGGAGUGUAUUGUAGCCACACUUUAGAGCGUUUAGGUGGCAUCUUGGCUGCUGAACUGAUAAGCGCGCUAAUUCAAAUUCACCACGACCUGACCACCACAGACGGGUUGUAGCUGCUGAAGCAGUGGACCAAUCACAUGACACAUUAAAUCCAUGAACACUUGCAUUGAUUGGCUGUGAGCAAGUCCAUACAAAUAGUCACAUUUUCUAGCUCUGGGUGCAAAAAGGAUCGAUUGCAGGCAUCAUUUGACGGGAGAUGUUUCGAUACUACUUGGUAUCGAUUUAUUUCAGUUGAUACUUAAAGAUAUCAAGUACUGAUACCAAGAACUACCGUCAACCUUCAUCUGGGCAAACAAGGUAAACGAAAGUUUGAUUACUUCAUUAAAUUUGGAGCUAAUUGUACAGAGCUGUCUUUUGCCCAAUGAGAGAAGACUUUAAAUAUUCCUGCUGUUCUGUCAGAUUACUUAGAUCAUUAUUGCAGAUUAUUUGCUGCAAGUGGAGACAAACACACAAAGUGAAACAUCUCAUAUUAUUUCCAGUUAUCCAAUUUCUAAGUACACAGGUUUCUUAUUGUGCCUGUGUGCCAUGAAUCCUGCUUUAUGUCCUCUUACUUGAAUGCUCUGAAUUACUUUUUGCAGCUUUAUUCAUGUGUUCUGACCACACUGUCCUCCAAAGAAACAGGAAUGUUGUGAUUUACAAAUGUUAUGAUUGAUAUGUAUAUUAAGUGUAUGAAUUUGAUGUGGCUCAAACUGUUUUUUUUAGCAGUUUUCUAUGUAUGAAAAGAUACACAGAGUAUUUUUUAAAGUAUUGUUGGUAUUGUUUUCUUACCAGCCAGGAAUGUCAGAUUGAAAGGAUAGGUUCACAUGUUGUCAAGUUUGUCUUGAAACAGUAAUCAUAUGACUCCAUGUAGAGAUCCCUCCCUGACAUGAUAAGUUUAAGUGAUGGGGACAAAGUCUACUCCUUCAUUCUGUGGAAAACUCAUUCUAAAUACAUACAAAGGUUGGAUUUAGUCCCAUAUACCUAGUACUUUAUUAGGACAGACUUGAAAAAAUGUGGGCUUACCCUUUAAUUUGUAUAAAGUCAGCAUUUGAAAGCAUCUUUCUGAACUAUAACUGUGCAGAUAAGUUUGUUCAAAAAAUAAAUAACCAC
Molecule: messenger RNA, 2376 nt
Organism: Scomber scombrus (Atlantic mackerel)
Lineage: Eukaryota; Metazoa; Chordata; Actinopteri; Scombriformes; Scombridae
Product: transmembrane protein 42-like
Exons: 3
Coding region: 37-465 (142 amino acids)
Source: RefSeq, a predicted model, not a curated record